Messenger RNA from Paramecium primaurelia, 2517 nucleotides. The record is from the annotation of a GenBank genome assembly. Lineage: Eukaryota; Ciliophora; Oligohymenophorea; Peniculida; Parameciidae.
AUGAAUCGAAACAAAGACUUAGAUGAACUCCUCUUUAAAUAGAAUAUUGAAUUAAAAUAAGAUUAGGAUAAAAUUCCUUAUCCUCCAAUAGAUAUAACAAUAACAUCUUAUAGUGAAAUAUCUGAUGGAACUCCGAAUAAAUUUGCUAUUAAAAAAGUUUAUACUUAAUAAAAUUGUUAUCAUCAUCAAAAGAUAAGAAUAUUAACAUAAGAAUAACAAAUUCAUUAAUAAAAUUAAAUGCAAGCAUCAAAUUCAAUUUUAGAAUCUAUGACACCUUAAAGAAUGAAUAAAUUAAUUGAUUGGUCUAAAUACAAUGUAACACCAGGAGAUGGCAAAAAUAUAUUUCCAUAAGUUUAAGGACCUAGCAUAGAGUUUUCGAAUGAAAAUUCAUUAAAUAUUAAAUAACAAUAAAAACUAAAUAUAAACAGUGAUAUUCUCUUAAAUAAAUAUAUUGAAAUUGAAGAGAGAUUAAAAUUGUUACAGGCUAAACAUAAAGACUUUUCAACUCUUGAAGCUCUUAGAGGAUAAAACCUUUAAAUAGCAUCAUAAAAAAUUAUUAGUCAGCAAGAUGUUAUUAAAGCAAAGGAUAAAAUUAUUGAUGAAUUAAAUUUAUAAAUAAAAAAAAUGAAAGAAAAUGAUUUAUAAGUAAACAACCUUUUAUAAGAAAUUGAAAAAAAGGAUUAAAUUUUAAGUGAAUUCAAAAAUAAAAUUGAUAAAGAUGAGAUAAUUGAAAAUUAAGAAUAAUAAAUUUAAAAUUUAACUAAUAGAUUAAAAAAAGAGAUGGAAUAUCGAAAAUAAGAUGAAAAAAUGUUAUCAGAAAUAAAAUCAAAGGAGAUGAAAAGAUCUAAAGUAUUUGAUCUCAUUUCUAAAUGUUAAUCUUGUUCAUAAAGUAAAUAGGAAUUAAAAAAUAUAUUAUAAGAAUGCUCAAUUGAAGAUAAUAAAAACAUUAUAGAGAAUGAAUUGUCUUUACCAAUUUAAAUCAGAGAAGUAGUAACUUUAUUGUUGACUAAAUAAAGAGAAUAAAUAGAUAUAGCAUUUCAAUAAUAUGAAGAAUAAUUAAAAGAAUUAUAAGAUUAAAUUGAAUAUUUUAAAGAAUAAAAUAAUAAUUUAAUUGAGUAGAACAAUAAAUUACAAAAUUAAUUAUAAAGUCAAUUUAAUUAAAGAGAAGAACAAGAAAGGAAAUAAUUUUAUGAGGAAUAUGAAAAACUAAAAAAUAUUAAUAUAAAGUUGAUUUCAGAAAAUUAAGAGUUUAAAUAAAAGUUUUAAUCUCCAAGAAACUAAGGACAUUAAAAAUCUACAGAUGCAGAUAAUUUAGGUCAUUUUAAAUCAAUUUAAACCGACAGAUCUGGCUUAAACAAUGAAAUGGCUCAAAUGAAAUAAUAAUACUAAAAUUAGAUUAAGGACUUACUUAUAAAAAUAUCUGAAUAAGAAAAGCAUAUAUAAUAAUUAAAGAAUGAUUAAUUUAGAAAUAUGUCUUCAUCUAAAAAGAAUAAAUAUUCAUAAAACCAACUCUUAUAAAAUGAAAUGAAAUAAUAAUAAUAAUAACUUAAAGAAAAGAUAAAAAAAAUUUAGAACUCUAUUCUUAAAUAAAAUUAAUGUAGUAAGUUUAAAAAGAAUAAGAAUAAACUAUUUUUGAACUUAAGGAUGAAUUGGAAAAAAUAAAAAAGAAAUUUUAAUUAAAGAAUAAUGAAGUCAAGUAAUUAAUUGAUUAGAAUAAAAUAUUUUAAGAUAACAAUACAGAAUUAAAUGAAAAGAUUCUAUAGCUUUAACAAAAAUUGAUUUAUAAAGAAUCUGAUUUUUAUUUAAAUGAACUAAAAUAAUCACCAAAUAAUAAGAGUAUUGAACAAGGGAGAGUAGUUAGUUAAUAUAUAUAAUCAAAUUUAAACUAGUAAUAAUUAAAUUAAUUAGUGGAUGAAUAUAAAAGUUAUCAAUAAGAAUUUAUAGAUUUAAAACAAGUAUUUACAGAAAAGCUUAGAUAACAUGAAAUAUUAUUAAAUGUAUUAUUAAUAAAAUUAUUAUUAGAAAAUAUCAAAAUUACAACAAGAUAAUAAUCAAUUGAUAUAAUAAAAUUAAAAAUUAAUGAUUGAAAAUUAGAGUCAUAAAGAAGACAAAUUAACAAAAAGAAUAUCUGAAGAAAUUACAACAGGAGUAAGAUGUUCUGCUGCAACUGGAGAUUCAAUCAAUAUUAAAUCCUUUAUUUAAUAGGGAGACGAUGAUUAUUAAAAAAGAAAAUAAAUAAACAUUUUAGAUCUUAUUUAACCUGAAUUAAUGUCUACAGAGGAAACUCUUUAUAUUUUAAAGGAAAUACUGAUUCGAUCUGUAAAGUCGAUUGGAUUGAUAAAGAAAAUAUAUUAGAUAGCUGAAAUAAAAGAAUUAUUGUACAUUAUUCAAUAAGUAGAUGAACAGUAUUAAAGUUCCAACAAAAAAUUGACUAAAGUUAUUAGUUGUAUUUUAGGAGAAAAAAGAAAAAUAAAAUAUACAAACAGAAGUGAAAAGCCUGAUUUCUAUAAUUCUUGA